AUGGACGGCAAGAUUCGGCCCGCCCGGAGCCGACGACACAUCACCACCGCCUGCUGGCCCUGCAGAGAGGACAAGAUCAAGUGUGACGGGACCACUCCGGAAUGUCGCCAGUGCGCCGCAAAGGGCCGCGGCUGCAGCUAUGCCGGCGUUGACAGGAGAAAGCUAUCGCUUCGCAAGGCCGUCGAGGCCUACUCGCAGCGCGUGUCGCAGCUCGAGUCCUAUAUCCGCUCCCAGGGCCUCGCCGUCCCGCCCGCCCCGAACCAAGACCACGAGGCGACCAUGAGCCAGCUCUCCAGCCUGUACGCCCCGGAUCCAGCGCCCCAGCUGAGCCCCGCACAGCCGGCUUAUUCCGAGGCCGCCCUGAACAAGCAGCCCCGUAUUCUGCCGGAUCUGGGACCCACCCUGAAUGCUCCGGCCAUCCAGCCGUCAAACAGCCCCCCGAUUGACAUCCUGAGCAUGCCGACGCCUUCCCUGCACGCCAUGCUCGACCCACCCGAGCAUCCGUGUGAGGUCCCGCCCAUGGGCAUACCCGCCGACUUGGAUUUUGCGGGGACAGCCCUGCCCUUCAACCACUGCUUCGAUGUCGACUGGGUGUGGAACCACACCAUGGCUCCGCAGAUGGACGCCGCCGUCAACGUCGACGAGCUCGACCUGUGGGCGCCGCGAGGCGAUGAUCCCGCAAUGCGGGCCGAGUUCGCCUCCAGCUCUGCCGACGAUCCCUCUCCCCCUACCCUGCUCAAUGACGAUGACUCGACCGACGACGAAGACCACUCGGCCGUCACCAACCAGCUCUCGGCCCGCCUGGGCUCCCUCCUGACCGGCGACAACGGGGAGCGCCAUUUCUACGGCGCCACCUCCAACCUCAACCUGGCCCGGAGCAAGACGGUGGCCGCGCUGUAUGCCAGACGCCGCGAGAAGGGUCGGCAGGCGCACGCCCGCUUGGAAGCCGCCGGUGUCGAUCAAUGCAUCAGCAGCGAUCUCGAGGAUCAUCUCCUGCACCUCUUCUUCACCUGGCACAAUCCCAGCCUGUACCUGGUUGACCGAGACAUCUUCAGAGCCGCCCGCAAGAGGUUCGAAGACGGGGAUCGCUCGACCUCGUUCUAUUCCCCGUUCCUCCUCAAUGCCAUGUGUGCUGUCGGCGCCAUUUUCGAGACGCGCAAGCACCCCGGCUUACCCACCCCCCUGGCCGAGUUCUUCGCGAGUCGAGCCACGACGUUGCUCGACAUUGAACUCGAGUCCCCGCGCAUCGCCACGGUGCAGGCGCUUGCCAUCCUCAGCAGCCAUGAGGCGGCGUGCACGCGAGACACGCAAGGAUGGCUAUUUGGCGGGAUGGCCGUCCGGCUCGCCAUUGAUUUUGGGCUGCACACCAGCGCGAAGCCCUAUGUCGAGGCCGGGACCAUGUCGAUCGAAGAGGCAAGGGGUCGAAGCGUGGCAUUUUGGGGUGCCUUCGCGACGGACCGCAUGUGGGGCCUCUAUCUUGGAAGACCGCUGCACGACAUCUCGGCGACGGUCACUAUGGAAACGCCAAUCGCGUUCUCGGAGCAUCGGGAGACAUACUGGACGCCAUCCGCGUCAGGGCUGGAGCACGGGGUGCUGGAUCACCAAGAGAUUCUGGUGGAGCAGUACAUCCAACUCCCCAGGAUCAUGUCUGCUCUCGAAGGCGCCUUGUACUUCCAAGCCGACGCCUCCAAAGUGGAGUUGCAAAAACUGGCACAAAAGACAUGGGACCGCCUGCUCGCCUGGAGACGCAACCUACCGAGGGAGCUCGACCUCGACCUCGACGGCGCGAUGCCUGCCAACUGCGUGCCUCACGUCCUCAUACUACACAUGUUCUACGAGUACCUCGUCAUCCUGCUGCACCGGCCGUUCGUGGCCAAGCGCUACAUCCAGCCGCACCCGCUGGUGGGAUCCGGGCCGCAGCACGCGCGGCAGAUGUGCGUGCGGUCGGCGUCGCGGAUCGCGACGCUGCUGUCGUGGUACGAGGAGCGGUUCUCGCUGGGGCUGAUCAACAUCCAGGCGGUGCAGAUGACGUUCAGCGCGGCGCUGGUGCUCGUGUACGCGACCGUGUCCGAGGGCGGCGACGUGCAGAGCCACCAGCUCAUCGCCGCCCGCCUCGACACGUGCUGCCGCGCCCUCGCCGAGCUGGGCAACACCUUCGACAACGCCACCCGCACCCUCGACGUGCUGCUGCACGUCAAGCGCACCUGGCAGGCCCGCCUCGUCGCCGCCUCGUCCGCCGCCGGCUCCAAGCGCCGCGCUCAGUCGUUUGCCAGCGACGAGCGCGCCAAGCGCCGCAGUGCUUCGCAUGGCGUCGAGACGGGCGUCUCCAUGUGA
Molecule: messenger RNA, 2334 nt
Organism: Diplodia corticola
Lineage: Eukaryota; Fungi; Ascomycota; Dothideomycetes; Botryosphaeriales; Botryosphaeriaceae
Product: fungal specific transcription
Exons: 8
Coding region: 1-2334 (777 amino acids)
Biological process (GO): DNA-templated transcription; regulation of DNA-templated transcription
Molecular function (GO): DNA binding; zinc ion binding; DNA-binding transcription factor activity, RNA polymerase II-specific
Source: RefSeq, a predicted model, not a curated record